AUGAAACACAAUCGUCCCAAAUUGCCCAGUUCGUAUGUUCGAUUAGAUCUGCCUGAUAGAGCCCAGUAUGUCGAGAAGGAAAUGAGAGAUAUUAAAGAGCUGCAAGACCUACUUAUGGAGGUAAGAGAGGAUGAAAAUGUCAAGGCAUUGAAGACAGCCGCUGCCCUGCAAACCAAUGUUCCUCCUGUGAAACUGCGUAAAAAACUACGGCUUCGGGCCCACAAAAGCAAAGUAUUGUCAAUGUGCUCUACGAAAAUCUCCACAGGUGACCAUAUGCUGGCUACAGUUGGCCAGGACAACACAGUCGUAGUAUGGGAUGCUUUGACAGGACUCAAAACUGAUGCGUUCAAGGUAUCUCAAGGACAUACACUUAGUAUUGCUACGCCACCAAAUGGUCAAAUCGUCGCCGUUGGUGGUCUGAGCUGCACAAUUGAUCUGUACUCUGUGAACGACCGCCUCUACUCUCUACUCGGCCAACACCGUGAUCCGUACCCUUUCAAACAGAACCAUGCCGUCUAUAUCGAAAACGAAGGUGUCAAAUUGUUUGGCGGUGUAGUCGGCGCAAACCCCGUGCUCCCGCUAGAGCUCUCUCCAGAAACCCCCAAAUCUUCAGGCUUGAAAGCCAUUGGUAGAGAUAGGCGGCACUUGGGUACUCUGUAUGGCCACAGUACUGCAAUCACUUGUCAGGCUUUUGUAGAUGAGUAUACUUUUGGUUCUGGAGCUGCAGAUGGAUCUUGCGGGAUGUGGGAUGUUUUGACGGGGGAGUCCAUUAUGCGGUCUUAUGAGCAUUUUGCCACUGUGUCUGAGCUCUCGACAAACCCGAACUCUCAUUUUAUCAUGGCUAGCGCAGCUGACGAUGGACAGCUUAAAGUCUGGGAUAGCAGACAGCCCAAAUCAAUAAUGACAUUCCCUUCGGCAGGUGCUUCGCCCUUGAAUGGCUUGAAGUUCCACCCCGAAGGACAAUGUAUCGUGGCUGGAAAUAGAGAGUCUAUCCUGUUGUUUGAUAUGCGUACGAACUCAAUCGUCUCUGAAGUUGGGAAUUUUGGUAUGCCAACUGCUAUGUCACUCUCCGAGUCUGGCCGUCUAGUAAUUGUGGGGUACGGAGAUGGCACUGUGAACAUUCUUGAUCUCCUCAAAGAGAAUUGGAUCUCUCAGUUCACUCCUCAUCGUCAAAGAAUCAGUGGCAUGGCCAUCUGUGGGUCAGAGGUUGCCACAAGCUCUUGGGACACUACAGUUUCAACUUGGAAGUGCGUUUAA
Wickerhamiella sorbophila is the source of this 1257-nucleotide messenger RNA. RefSeq names its product Guanine nucleotide-binding protein subunit beta. Gene Ontology annotation, cellular component: heterotrimeric G-protein complex; cytoplasm. Bases 1 to 1257 code for a protein of 418 amino acids. Gene Ontology annotation, biological process: G protein-coupled receptor signaling pathway. NCBI's taxonomy places the organism in Eukaryota, Fungi, Ascomycota, Dipodascomycetes, Dipodascales, Trichomonascaceae. The record is from RefSeq and is a predicted model, not a curated record. Gene Ontology annotation, molecular function: signaling receptor complex adaptor activity; protein binding. The transcript has a single exon.